AAAUUGAUAAACGCCCAUCUGAAAUGGAAGAAACAACAAUUCUUUACUCGUCUCUUUCCCUUAUCUUCCUUCUCGUUUGUUUAAACUUGUUCAAAUCAAAGAAACACCCCAAAAACCUCCCUCCAUCCCCACUUUCACUCCCCAUACUCGGCCACCUCCACCUCCUCAAACCGCCUGUCCACCGUUUCUACCACCGUCUUUCUCAAAUAUACGGUCCAGUCUUCUCCCUCCGCCUUGGCUCUCGGUUUGUAGUAGUGGUAUCAUCUUCGACCGUGGCGGAGGAAUGCUUCACUAAGAACGAUGUACUUUUGGCUAAUCGUCCCAAGUUGAUCAUAUGGAAGUACAUCGGCUACAACUACACCUCAGUUACAGCCUCAUCCUACGGUGAUCAUUGGCGCAACUUACGUCGUAUCAGCGCCAUUGAAAUCUUCUCGUCUAGUCGUCUCAACGCCUUUGCGAGCAUUCGGAAAGAUGAGGUCCGGAGGUUGUUGGUGAAAUUGUCGCGUGACUCGCGUCGAGGGUUUGCAAGAGUGGAGCUCAAGUCCAUGCUUCAUGACUUGACUUUCAAUAACAUAAUGAGGAUGCUUGCGGGGAAGAGGUACUACGGAGAUGAAGUGAUGGAUGACGAUGAAGCGAGCGAAUUUAGGGAGCUUAUAGCACAGGCGGUUAGCUAUGCCGGAUCGGGAAAUCGUUCAGAUUUCAUGCCUUUGUUGAAUUGGUUUGGAGGGUAUGAGAAGAAGGUGAAGAAGCUUGGAGAAAAGAUAGACGGAUUGUUGCAAAAGUUAAUAGAUGAGCACCGGUGUAAGCAGCUGUAUAAUAAUACUAAUAAUAAUAAUAAUAGUACAAUCGACCACCUUCUUAACUUGCAACAAUCUGAUCCUCAUUACUAUACCGAUGAAAUCAUCAAAGGACUCAUGUUGGUGCUAAUAUUUGCAGGAACUGAUACAUCAGCAGUGACCUUAGAAUGGGCAAUGUCCAAUUUGCUAAACCAUCCAGUUGUAUUGAGGAGGGCUAAAGCUGAAAUAGACAGUGAAAUAGGGGAAGAAAAUCUGAUAGAUGAAUCGGAUCUCCCAAAGCUGAAAUAUCUUCAAGGUAUUAUAUUUGAGACUCUUAGAUUAUACCCUGCAGCCCCUCUUCUGCUCCCACACGAGCCAUCUAGUGAUUGCACCGUUGGUGGAUACGAUGUUCCGCGUGGCACGAUCGUGUUGGUGAAUGCAUGGUCCAUUCAUAGAGAUCCAAAAUCAUGGGAAGAUCCAACAAGUUUCAAGCCAGAGAGAUUUGAAAAUGAUGAGAAAUUAGGGGGAGAAGGUGACUUGGGGACUCACAAUCUAAUGCCAUUUGGGUUAGGAAGAAGGGCAUGUCCAGGAGCAGGGCAAGCUCAACGAGUGAUGGGGUUAACCUUAGGAGCAUUGAUUCAAUGCUUUGAGUGGGAAAGGAUUGAUGGCAACGCAAUUGAUAUGGUUGAAGGAACAGGAGGCACCAUGCCUAAAGCUCAUCCCUUGAAGGCUUUGUGCAAAGCUCGCCCCAUUGUGGAUAGAACUUUUAUACUAAUUAGUUGGAUCGUCUCAAUGCCUUUGCGAGCAUCCGGAAAGAUGAGGUCCGGCGGUUGUUGGUGAAAUUGUCGCGUGACUCGCGUCGAGGAUUUGCAAUAGUGGAGCUCAAGUCCAUGCUUCAUGACUUGACGUU
This is a messenger RNA of Hibiscus syriacus, 1686 nucleotides long. RefSeq names its product cytochrome P450 81Q32-like. The transcript is spliced from 3 exons. Lineage: Eukaryota; Viridiplantae; Streptophyta; Magnoliopsida; Malvales; Malvaceae. The record is from RefSeq and is a predicted model, not a curated record. The coding region runs from base 24 to 1616 and encodes 530 amino acids. Gene Ontology annotation, molecular function: heme binding; iron ion binding; oxidoreductase activity, acting on paired donors, with incorporation or reduction of molecular oxygen.